Aspergillus terreus NIH2624 is the source of this 717-nucleotide messenger RNA. RefSeq names its product ankyrin repeat domain-containing protein. Gene Ontology annotation, molecular function: protein binding. Bases 1 to 717 code for a protein of 238 amino acids. Lineage: Eukaryota; Fungi; Ascomycota; Eurotiomycetes; Eurotiales; Aspergillaceae. The record is from RefSeq and is a predicted model, not a curated record. The transcript is spliced from 6 exons.
AUGGAUCCCAAUCACGACGCCAAAUUCCCUCUCCAUGAGGCUGCUCGAGAAGGAAAAACUCAACUUGUCGAAUCGCUCUUGAGCGCGAAUCCGAAAUUGGCAAAUGUGAAAGAUGAUGAUGACCGUCUUGCGAUUCACUGGGCGGCCGCCUUUAAUCGGCUUCCGGUCGUGGAGCUCCUUGUCUCCACCAAGAACUUUGAUCCUGAUGUCGAGGAUGGAUCAGGCUGGACGCCCCUCAUGAUCGCAGCAAGCUUGAAGAAUGCCGAAGGAGACGCCAUCAUCGAGCUGCUUCUCCGCAAGGGUGCGGACGUCAGUGUCAAGAGUUCAUCUGGACAGAACGCUCUCCACUUCGCAACUUCCAAAGGCAACCUCUCCACUGUCCGCACCUUAAUAGCCAACAAGUGCAGCGCGCGAGUCAAAGAUAGACGCGGUCAGCUGCCUCUGCACCGUGCCGCAGCCAUUGGUUCUUCACCCAUCAUCAAGGUCCUCCUCGAGGAGGGAAAGAGUCCAGUUAAUGCCACAGAUAUGGAUGGCUUGACAGCACUGCAUCAUGCCAUCUCUGAAGGCCACGGUGAUGCGGCCAUCACGUUACUCAAGGCUGGCGCGGAAACAGAUAAGAGAAGCUCAGAUGGGCUUUUGGCCAUUGAUAUGGCACCAGAUGCAAAGAUUCGCUCCUACAUCAUGCAAACAGCAGAGAGGGAAGGCAUAGAAUUGUAG